AAUGAGGAGCUGCGUGGGGUGAGGCAGGGGGAGAGGGGCCCCGCGGCAGGAGGGGCUCAUAGGUCCCCUCUGUGUGUAGAGGCAGGUCAGUAUGUGCCUCCCUGGGCUGGUGUCUCCCUGAGCAGCUCCGCGCACCCCAAGGACCUGCAGCCAGCGGGCACCGUGAGGCACUUCUGUCCCAGCGAUGUUCUUGCUGAAGUCACUGGAAGGGUUUUUUCCAUUAGCCUCCCUGGAGUGGGAUUGUCUCUUCGCAAGGAACGAGGCAGGCAGAGGAGGCCCCUGAAUGUUUGUUAUUCCUGGGUUGCGCAUACAAAAAAAGUGGAGACAUAUGUGCAAAACAGCAGCUUCUGUCCUAGAGGAGGAAUAGAGCUUUGCCAGUGCUUCCCACUUCACCCACGCUUGGCCAGGGUAGAGGCUGCCCUUCCUGCUCCUCCAGCCCCUGAGCAAGAGUGGCCGUACCUCUGAGUCACCAUGGGCAAGAUGGACAACACCUCCGUGGAGCUGAACUCUCCCUCUGAGGUGAAGCAGGCAGCCCUGGAGGAAUCGGAGCCCAUCGCCCCGGAGGCUGUGAGCACCAAGAAGAAGAAGGAGAUCCCAGACAGAGGUUCCUGGAAGGGGAGAUUUGACUUCUUGCUGUCCUGUGUGGGCUAUGCCAUUGGGCUGGGCAAUGUCUGGCGCUUCCCGUAUCUCUGCGGCAAGAACGGAGGAGGGGCCUUCCUCAUUCCCUAUUUCCUGACACUGGUGUUUGCUGGGAUUCCUCUCUUCCUGCUGGAAACUGCUCUGGGCCAGUAUACCUCUGUCGGCGGACUGGGAGUCUGGAAAUUAGCACCCAUGUUUAAAGGAGUGGGGCUGGCAGCUGUGGUUCUCUCCUUCUGGCUGAACAUCUACUACAUUGUCAUCAUUGCCUGGGCUCUCUACUAUCUCUUCAACUCUUUCACCACGGACCUGCCAUGGCAGAGCUGUGGAAACGCCUGGAACACCGACCGCUGCUUCUCCAACUACUCCCUGGGCGACACCACCAACCUCACCAGCGCCGUCACCGAGUUCUGGGAGAGGAACAUGCACCAGAUGUCUGGGGGCCUGGGGGAGCCCGGCACCAUCCGCUGGCCCCUGGCCGGCACACUGGCCCUGGCCUGGCUGCUGGUCUACUUCUCCAUCUGGAAGGGCGUGGAGUGGACGGGCAAGGUGGUGUAUUUCUCAGCCACCUACCCCUACUUCAUGCUUUUCAUCCUCUUCUUCCGGGGAGUCACGCUGCCGGGAGCCAAGGAGGGGAUCCUCUUCUACCUCACGCCUGACUUCAGAAAGCUCUCUGACUCCGAGGUCUGGAUGGACGCAGCCACACAGAUCUUCUUCUCUUACGGCCUGGGUCUGGGGUCCCUGAUCGCUCUGGGGAGCUACAACACUUUCCACAACAAUGUCUACAGAGACUCCAUUAUUGUCUGCUGUAUAAACUCCACCACAAGCAUAUUUGCUGGAUUUGUUAUUUUCUCUAUUGUUGGCUUCAUGUCGCACAUCACGAAGAAGUCGAUCUCAGAGCUGGCCUCCUCAGGCCCUGGACUGGCUUUCCUCGCCUACCCGCAGGUUGUCACACAGCUGCCCCUGUCCCCGCUCUGGUCGAUCCUCUUCUUCUCCAUGCUGAUGAUGUUGGGUCUGGAUAGUCAGUUCUGCACUGUGGAAGGGUUCAUUACAGCCCUGAUGGAUGAGUAUCCUCAUCUUCUGAGAGCCAGGAAGAAGGUCUUCAUCGCAGUAGUCUGUUUCAUCUCUUAUCUCAUUGGAUUCUCCAACAUCACCCAGGGUGGGAUUUAUGUCUUCAAGCUGUUUGAUUACUACUCAGCCAGUGGCAUGUGUCUUCUCUUUCUUGUCUUCUUUGAGACCAUCUCAAUUUCUUGGUGUUAUGGUGUGAACAGGUUUUACAGGAACAUCGAAGAAAUGAUUGGCUACAAACCUUGCAUCUGGUGGAAGAUCUGCUGGGCCUUCUUCACUCCUCUUGUCUGCCUGGGUGUGUUCUUCUUCAGUGUGGUGGAAAUGACCCCUCUGACACUGGGAAAAUACGUCUAUCCCGCAUGGGGACAAGGCAUUGGUUGGCUUAUGGCUCUGUCCUCCAUGGUACUGAUUCCAGGAUACAUGCUGUACUGUUUCUUCACCUCAACGGGGAGUCUCCGGCAGCGUUUGCAGCAGAUGACACAGCCCAAGCCAGAGGUGCACACUCAGAACAACGGCCUCCAGCCGAAGAUGUCCUUGAACGGGAGGGUCUCGGAUGCCACCGUCUAGGAGGAGAGCCCAGACCUCCUCGCCCUGCCCCGUAGCUGCUCACACCAUGUUGUCCCUUCAGCUCCUCUGGCACAGCUUGCUGUCCCUGGCUCCACGGUGGCUUUCGCUUGUUGAAGAGAGGACCUGGCAGAGGAACCCUCUCGCAUCUCCUCCUCCUGGCCCAGCCUACCAAGGCCCUGCACGAGCUGCUACCAGGGCGUUGUGCGGUGACCGUCUUCAUCCUGCAACAUCCUGGUCCAGGCUCUCGGGGAGGAGCAGCCGGUGCCCAGGUCUUCCUCCUCCUGACGAGAGGUGGUGUUUCUAGAGAGCUUAGACUGAUCGCUGAUCAAUUGUUCUUCUUGCCUUUCCAUGUGAACCUCCGCAGAGCAUCCCAUAGCACACAGCUGUGCUGUCACCCCAGAGAGCCAGCUGACACCAGGUUCAAAUCCCAGAUGGCUGGCGAUUGAUCUAGCGUAAACCAACACUAGCAAAUGCAUAGCUGGAGGGGAUGUGGCAGAAUGAGGCGUUCCAUUGACGAGUCCAGCGUGCUAGUAGCUGUAGGACAUCGCGCCAAAACUGGAGAAGGGCAUCAGGACAGUGUGUGCUGCUCACAGGUGCUGUGGUUCAGCCCUGUGCAGUCUCCAGCCAUUUUCACCGCAUCCAUUGGGGCUGGCACUGUGAGCCAGAGCCUAGCAGAGUAGGCAGCCUUUUUCUUCUGGAACGUCCUGCCCUCUGCAGCUGUGUGCAGUAGCCACUCCCUGAUCCUAAAAUGCAGUUUAAAGGGUACGUGGAGGGCUCUUUGCCAGAGGCUGUCCGAGUCUCCUACACUGACCGCUCUCUGCUGCAAUCAGCUUUGUGCAGAGGCAAGAGGUCUGCUGUGUGACGAGGAGACUUUCCAGCUCUGUGCAAAUCUCCCGCGCAGCUGGAACAGGGUGGUUCCUGCCAAACACCCUCCCCGGCUGUGUCCCCGGGUGGGAAGCAAUAACAUGCAGCAUAGUGCCCACGGCUGGUUUAGCUCAUGCCUUUUUUGGGAAGUGCCAACACCUAAAUCCCAGCCGGUGGAAGGCAGGAGCUCCUAGGGGAGCUGAUAGGAUGUAGCCACCAUGCUUAAAGCCGCCCCUGUGAACCAGUGCUAAUUUCCCUUGUGAAGUGUCUGUACAGGCAGCUGCUGGUGCUGGCACAUCCUGACUCCUAGCACACACAACGCAGGAGGCCGUGAGCUGUUGUACAUGAUGCUGGAGGAAUGUAUAACACCUCAGAGAAGGCUGGGAAGUGUUUCAGAGCAAUCCUAAAGCAGCAGCAUAUUUCUUGGUUAUGAAGCCUUGAGAAAGGAGGUGGUUCAUCAUAGCACCGUGUGCAGGUGUGACAGUGAUGCUCCCAUUUGUGACAGCCUCCCAAUGACCCCAUGUGGAGAUACCCAUGUACUCGGAGCAUUUGACGAGCACCCAUCAUACAUGUGCACGCACAGUGUGACAGUGCAAAUUCGUCUCUCCCCUCCCUUAGCACCCUGACAGCGUUCCCAGGUCUGCUCGCACUCCCAGGUUCAGUUCAGAAUCAACAAAUUCAUAAAUGAAUGUCCAAGAAAAGGUACGUCCCACUCACGCUUCCUACCAAAGGGCCUGGUCUUGUAGGUGACAGGCUGAAGUCCCCGGAGGGUCCUACCGCAGGUGCCGGCUGAGUGAUGAGCCUUUGCACAAUUGCCCUGCACUCCGACAGGCGCUGUGGAAGGAUGUGGGUCGCCCUGUGCUGCCUGUCCCUGGGACCAGCCGGUGCAUGGGGCCAGCCCGCUCUUCCACUGGUCUCCCAGCCUGAGGAUCAGUAAUGUAAAGAGGAAAGGAGUUGUCUGGUUAAAGCUGAAGUCAGUCACCUUUGUGGUUGGUUCCCCUGCCAACUCGCUAAUGCAUCUCGAUUAAUGUUGCUUUAGAUGUGUAACCAAUUUGUAUUUAUACGUGGCACGUCCUGUGUCCUGGCUCUUGAGUGCAUGUUUUGCAGUCUCCAACAUCACAAGCUGAGAUCAUGCCCUGUCCCGCACCUAAUCAUUAGGGUGUUUGUGUCAAAAAAAUCGCAGCUGUUAAACAGACAUGAGGAAACGCUGAAUUUACAGGCUUGGUCUUGUAAAGCCGAACAUCAAACACUGAAAGCUGCAAUCAUAGUUCAUCAUAAUUAAUCUCAGCCAGUCACACACAUGUCAUCUUUCCUUGUGCCAUAAUUGCCAGCGCUAGCAUAGCUGAAAUUUUCUAUUCCAUUUUCACCUAUUUUUAUAAACUGGGGAAUAAAGGAGAUCACUAUAUACAUCUAUGUCCUUUGAGAGGGACAUCUGUGUUGAAAACAGAUGUUAACCUCUAAGCUUUCCAGUAAUGACCUUUACUAGAAACCUGCUUUUGCCUGUGCAUCCAGGUCAUGUAACCUCCCUCCCCUUAAAUGCAGACUGAGAGUUGUGCAGGUGGGUGAUGGGCAAAGGAGUCAAUUCUUGAGCGAGGCCUUAAAACCAUGGAAGAUCCCAAUUUUUCCAGCUUCAUUGGGGCAGCUCAGGUCUGAGGUAGACCAAAUCUGUGUCAGUGGUCAUUUUUUGAAACUGUUAGCCAAAGAGCUCAGUUGCUGAGAGAGCUGUUCAAAGGGUUGUACUAUCCAGGUUGUUCCUCCAGGGGACUGGAGAAGGGAGGGUCCAGAAAACAAAGUCCCUUCCCUGGUGGCUGAGGAAAUCCCUAAAUCCUUCCUGCUGGGAUUUUAGUCCUAGCAUCUCUCUGACUUGUGGCCUUGCAUGUGGCAGAUGCAGAACAUAACUCCAGGUGUAGCAGCAGGGGCUACCCCACACAUGGGCUGCCAUAAUAGCAGUAUUUGAUGAGAUUUAACCAUUUGCUCAGUUUCCUGCCUGUGACACUCUCCUUCGCUCUCCCUCCUGCCCUGCUCUUUUUCUCUUGCCUCACUUCUUCCCCACUAUUAUCCAUUCAGUGGCAAUUAUCUACCUCAGCUUGCUUCUUCCUGCUUUUUUGCUUCCACUACUGUCAAAUUACAUCUCUCCUUCCUUUUUCUUCUCCUUUCUAUUCUUUCCUCAUUUAUAUCUCUAUUAUUACCACCUCACUUCUCUGCUUCUUUCAUGUGCUCUCCUUCCAGCCUUAUUACUUAUCCCUUCAUGCCUGUGGCUCAGCUGCUCUUUGUGCGCAUGCUCAACCCUUCUGCCUGCUGAAAGUUGGAGCUCAGGACCCCGUGGAGGAGCUCAGCUUUUUGCAGGAUCCGGUCCCUAAGAACCAAUUUCCAUCCCAAUAUCAAAAUUAUAAUGAAGUUCCAGCUAUCCUCUCUUCCUCUUUGCACCAGAAAGCGCUGUGCCAAGCAAUGCUAUCUCUUGGUAUUACUAGAAGAGACAUUUCAACCCAUAUUCCACCAGUCUCUGCAGAGCUGUGCCUGUUCCGAAAGAUUUUGUGGCCUUUCCUGGUUUUGCACUAUUUUAUUUCCACCAUGAAUGUUUGGAUCUGCAAAGUCAGGCGUUCGUAGCCUUGCAGGGAGGAAUUUGCCCUUAGUCAAGCUCAGUCUGAUUGACUGAUCCCCUCCUCCAGCAUUUCAAACUCAUCCCAUCUUCAGUGCUAGAAGAGCCUUCCCACCUCCAUCAUACGCGGGUUUCCCAUCUAGUGAGAAGGCAGGGAUGGGGCUAGCCCCUUGAGCUCACCCCAUGCCUCAGAAAUGCCACUACAGGCAGGUCCAGCGAAGCAGCCAUAUCUGUGCGUUGACUUUUUGACAUCAGGCUUCGGAUACCAGCUGAAAGGCAUGUGCCGUGCUCGGUGCCAGUGACUCCUCUGUAAGAAGUGCUUUUGUGCUGUUCCCACUGUGCGUCGCUUCUGCUGACCACCACUCUGCUCCUCAUUCCUUUUGGCUCACCCAGCAGAGAGGAUACGUGCAUGGCCGGGGGGUGGGAUGCUCCCCUCUCCCCCAGGCUGCGGUUCAGAAGGGAAUCCCACUCCCCUGUGCUCACCUACAGCGCUCCUGCCCUUUCUCUGCCCCCUUGCCUCCCCAGCACCCGUCAGCCUCUCCCUCCCGCCACAGGCAGCCACUCAAAAUAAUCCCCCGUGAAACCUCUUAAUUCUAAGGAGCUAUUUAGGGAGCUGUGUUCAAAUCCUCCUGAAAUCCUCUUUUUCCUGAGGGCUGUGAAAUAUAAAAUAAACGCCAUUGCCCCCACCCUCUGCCGCAGCAGUGGGGGCUGAGGGGGCCAUGGGAAAGGCAA
Aquila chrysaetos chrysaetos is the source of this 6466-nucleotide messenger RNA. Its product is annotated as sodium- and chloride-dependent GABA transporter 1-like. The record is from RefSeq and is a predicted model, not a curated record. The coding region runs from base 472 to 2271 and encodes 599 amino acids. Gene Ontology annotation, molecular function: gamma-aminobutyric acid:sodium:chloride symporter activity. Gene Ontology annotation, biological process: sodium ion transmembrane transport; neurotransmitter transport. Gene Ontology annotation, cellular component: plasma membrane. Lineage: Eukaryota; Metazoa; Chordata; Aves; Accipitriformes; Accipitridae. The transcript has 16 exons.